AUGAAUCUUUCCAAAUCCUUCAUACCCACAGCAGCACAGGUAAAGUUCCUGGAGAGAGGGUUGACAUUCAUCCCUCGCCCAAACAAAUUUGAUUGGGAGGAACUUCAAAGGGACACUCACAAAUAUCAUAGAAGACUUAAACUGUUGGACUACUUUGACUAUAACACAGACGACAACCACCAACCAUUUACCUUACCAUCUACCUGGGAACCUAAAACCUCCCAGAUAGAUGGUAGAAUCAGGAGAUUAAUCAGAACAGACAAGAACACACUUCACAACCACCAGAUUCACACGGAUAGGGAGGAUAACCUCACACACGUAGAAAGACAGGCAAUACAACAACUUAAAAAUAACCCACACAUAAUCAUCAAACCAGCAGAUAAAGGUUCAAAAAUAGUAAUAUUGGAUAAACAUCAAUACAUGUAUGAAGCCAACAGACAGCUAUCCAACACCAAACAUUAUAAACCAAUAGAAAAUAGUAUACAACCACAGACACAGACACAGUUAAGGACAAUAAUAAAAAGACUCUACGACCAACACUACAUCACAGCAAAACAACGGGACUUUCUCUAUGGCACAGAUACUCCACGACCUAGACUAUUCUACUUACUGUUAAAAGUACACAAGGAACCAGGGACAUGGACAAUUCCCUUUGAAGUUCCUCCUGGCAGACCGAUUGUGUCAGACUGCAAUAGUGAAUCCUAUAACAUUUCACAAUACAUAGAUCAUUAUAUUAACCCUCUCUCCACCAGGCACCCCAGCUUUCUCAGGGACACUUAUCACUUCAUGGAGAGGAUUGGACCCAUAGUUGUUCCCUCCAACACACACAUAUUCACCAUAGAUAUUGAUAGCCUGUAUACUAAUAUAAAUACAGCAACAGGAAUACAAGCAAUUAGAAAUAUCUUUAAGAGAUACCCAGACAACACUAGACCGGACACAGAAAUAUUACAACUAUUAGAAAUCAGCCUGACUAGCAAUGACUUUUUAUUCAACGAUCACUAUUACCUGCAGGUGGAGGGAACAGCUAUGGGCAAAAAAUUCGCACCUGCUUACGCCAACAUAUACAUGGCUGAAUGGGAGAGAGAGGCACUGGCCAAGUGUCCAUAUCAACCCACUUUUUAUUACCGGUUUUUAGACGACAUAAUAGGAGCCUGGCCCCACGACAUCCAAUUAUUCACAGACUUUAUGAACAUUCUCAACAGCCAUCAUUCAUCAAUUAAGGUUAAAUACACAAUUCAUCCGCAAGAAGUCAACUUCUUAGACACAACAGUGUUUUUCAGUAAUAACAAUCAACCACAGAAAACACUACACACUAGAGUCUACUUCAAACCAACAGACACACAUGCUUUACUCCAUAAACACAGUUACCAUCCUAAACAUACAUUUAAGGGAAUAAUAAAAUCACAAAUCAUACGGUUCUACAGGAUAUCAUCUUGCAAGCAAGACCUGGAUUAUGCAAUAAAUACACUAUUCAAUGCAAUCAGAAGAAGAGGAUAUUCAAAACGAUUUUUAAGAACCAUUAAAAAAACAACACAUUGGCAGUCCUCUCUCCCAUUCAUCCAACCCUCACAGACCACAUCAAACCAUCCACCUCUCUUAAUCUCAUUAUUUUAACAGAAUAAAACAAUAAAACCAACUAAAUGCACAAUAUUGCUUUUAUGUUCAUAUUUAACAACACUGGUUGAAUUAAUCUCACCACAUCAGCUCCUGUACUGUCACACAGAAAAAGGCAUUUUAGAACUCAUUUUAGUCUAUUUAUGAUCUUAGGAGGACAUCUACAGGCAAUUUUAAGUACUACACCUAAAUAUAAUAACAUCAUCAGAAGGAGAGGGAUGAACAGGAGAUAGGCCUGUGCACCGUAAAACAAGCUAGUUGAUAUGAAACACAAUUAUAUUCAAAACCUAACCCUUGCCCGUGCCAUCCCUGGUUUAUCCUUCUACAGGUGUAGUACUGCCUCCAGGUGCUGGCUUCUGCUCCUUGUGCGGCGUGUUGCGCCUCAGCUGCCCACGGGUCAUUCACGUUCGCACCCACCGGGAGAGCAAUAGCGCUUGUGAAUUACCGCAAUAUAUAACAUUGAAUCACUCUUCUUUCCCCCAACACUGUUAUCAUUAUUAUCUUUUAUUUCUUUGAUUUGUCUCAUUGUACUAGAGGAAUAGCAUGGUAUUCAUAUACAGAACCACAUACAACAACUAAGAAAUACAAAAGUACAGAAUAAUAGAAAAUGUAAUAGAACUGAACAGAAUAACAAUAUAGGGACAGAAUAGGGAGGGAAAGUUAGGGAAGUAAAGUAUCAGAGAGGGAAAUACGGGGGAAAAUGGGGGACUAUCAGGACAAAGGAUAUUUAAUGGAUAGAAAGUAUGGCUGGGGAUAUUGCCAGGUUAAUUUAUAACAAAGUCUGGAAACUGAACUGAAAAGCAAAUAGAAGAAAGAGGAGUUUAACAUAUAUAAGCCCACGUAAUGCCAUCACUCUCCCGCCUUUGAGUGUCUAUUUGGGUGUCUGAUAAAUUGAACCAAUAGGGUAACAGAAAGAUAGAAACGCCCAAUUUGGGAGCAGUGAUUGGGUGUUUCCCUCCUAAUUGCUCCCAUUUUAAAAGGUACGGGGUUCUCAGUCGAGGAAAAGAUCCCUCUGAAGAAGCAGAAAAUUCUGCGAAACGUCAGGGUUUUUGAAACAGGACUUCACAGUGGAUUUUAACAUUGCUUGGUUUUUAAUCAUCUUUUGAUUUUAACUAAUAAUAUUAAAAGUUACGUUUUAGAGUUAAGAUGUGGAGGGGUAAGGGGGAGCUCAUUGCCUAAAGUGCAUAGACACUUGGGGAAACAAUCGUGACUUUAACCUCUGGAACGAGAUCUUUUAACAGGAUUGGACUCACAAAGAACAACGGAUUACAGCCCCAGCCCUUGAACGCAGGAACGCUAAGAAACAAUCGGUAACCUCAUCUCCAUCUCCAUAUCGCAAUAACCCGGCUUACAAAGAACACGGCGAAAGGAAAACGGAUCACAGCUCCAGCCCUGGAACGCCAAGACACAAUCGGCAACCUCAUCGCCACCUUCAUAUUUCAAUAACCCGGUCAACAAAAUAACAAAGUGGUAAGGACUGGUCCUGAGCAGCACACAACGUCCCGUGCUGUUCAGGCCUUCACAUCUUCUAUUCUAAAUAUAGUAUUAUCCUGCUUUUUUGAUUUACACUGUCCGGUUCUCCACCACAUGGAAGUGGUGGAGAAGGCACUUAAAAAUCAUGUAUUCCCUACUGGUAUGAUGAGACAGGUGCAUCGUGUCACCAACUUUAUUAAACCAUCUUCACCCACAGACUACACCACAAUAAAAUUAUCACAGAACACACACCAGUGGAUGCAAAACAACAUGUACAUACUACAGACACAUUACCAGUCAGUCACCCACACCAU
Messenger RNA from Salmo salar (Atlantic salmon), 3401 nucleotides. The record is from RefSeq and is a predicted model, not a curated record. Lineage: Eukaryota; Metazoa; Chordata; Actinopteri; Salmoniformes; Salmonidae.